Symbiodinium necroappetens is the source of this 539-nucleotide messenger RNA. The record is from the annotation of a GenBank genome assembly. Lineage: Eukaryota; Dinophyceae; Suessiales; Symbiodiniaceae.
GCCUGCGAGCCCACUCCCAGCAUCUGGAGGGCAGGCGGCAGGAAAAGGAGGCAAAGUUCGCCCAGAAGCGCGAACAAGCCGAAGCAGAACAUCGACGGCGCGAUGCGAUUAUGGAGCACAUCAGAAAGCUCCACGUGCAGCGGCACCACAAGGCCUCACAGCUGAAAGAGUUGGCUUGGCAGGCAGCCGUGACGAACCGCGAGGACACUCUCCGCCAAGAGUUGGAGGCUCUUGUUCCGCGCUUGGCUUCCGCUCCUACGACGCCAAGGAGCCCGGGCAACUUCAACACGCCUUCGAACCACGGCGUGUCACCACAGUCACAUCAAACUCCGCGGGCUUCAGCCGGCUCGCCUCGCCGAGUCAACGCAGAUCGUUUUAUUCCUGCAACGUUCUACCCGACCACACCACGGCAGCCGACCCCCACAGUCACCGGCAAGCCAAACCUUUGGUCUCCGGUGGCCGGGCUCGAGCCUCCGUUGAUGUCUCCGACCAGUGUGGCCUCAUUGACGAGCUCCCGCAGCUCCUUCAGUGGCGGAGCA